AUCACAUGACCGCCCUUCUUCAAUUCCUCUCAAACUAAAAUCUUUCAUUUUAUUUUCUACAGUUUUCUUUUGAUUUAUUUAAUUUUUCUCUUUUCAAUUUUCAAGUCCCCACAAACACAGUCUUGAAUCACUUAAUAAUAAGCUCUUUUAAUUUGUUCGAUCCAUCUCUGCACAAAAAUUUACUAAAUAUAAAAGAAAAAUAAUAUACUAAAAAAUAAUGAGCUCUUCAGGUGGUGCUGGAGGUUUGAACGGUUCUAGUGCUAUGGAUUCCCUCCACCAAAAUACACACUUUAACUAUCCUUCUUUCUCCUUCCCCGAUCAUCAUUUUUCCGACGACAACGCGAUCAAGAACGACGUUAAUCAUCAAGAUAAUGGUUUUUAUUCAUCACUUUGGGAUGUCAUUGAUGACGGCGACGACAAUGCUGAAAUCCCGAAACCGCCUUCUCCCGCUUCUCCUUCGUCGUUCUUUACCAUUCCUCCGGCGGCGAUAAGCCCUUCCGUGCUGUUGGACUCCCCUCUCUUCUUCUCCAACUCAAAUGUUCUUCCAUCCCCAACUACAGGUGCAUUUGGUGGAUUAAUUAAUGAGUGCUACAAGGAAGAAGAUAGAGUGGAUAAUGAUAACUGCUUCCAAAGUAGGGGUGCUGCCUCUUCAUCCAUGUUCCUACCAUCAUCUGAAGCAACACAUUCAUCAUGGCCGGAACAAGAAAUUCCAAUGCAUCAACCAAGCAUGGGAUUUGCCAACUUCUCCCCCACGAAGGCUGAGAUAAAACCAGAACUGUCUGAAACCCAUACUACCAUCUCCCAUGAAAACGCAGUCAUGCACCAGAAACCCACACAGAACGUUAGAGCACAAAAAGCCGAGGAUGGCUACAACUGGAGAAAGUAUGGACAGAAACAGGUAAAAGGAAGCGAAAACCCACGAAGCUAUUACAAAUGCACCUUCCAAAACUGCUCCACUAAGAAGAAAGUUGAGAGGAACUUGGAUGGACACAUUACUGAAAUUGUGUAUAAAGGCAGCCAUAAUCACCCCAAGCCUCCUCACUCGUCUACUAAACGGUUGCUUAUUGGGAGUUCUCAUCAACAAACGAGCUUCAUUGCGCCUGAAAAUUCUACAGUUUCCUCCGGCGAUGAGGAUUUUGAGCAGGGUUUUAUUUUCAGAGAUGAUGAAGAAAAUGAGCCAAGUGCUAAAAGAUGGAAAAACGAAGAUGAAAAUGCAAGUACAACUGUGCGGCAACCACGGAUUGUGGUUCAAACAACAAGUGACAUUGAUAUUCUUGAUGAUGGUUAUAGAUGGAGAAAAUAUGGACAAAAAGUUGUGAAACAAAAUCCAAAUCCUAGGAGCUACUAUAGAUGCACGCAUCAGGGUUGUCUGGUGAGGAAACACGUGGAGCGAGCUGCCCAUGAUCAUCGGGCAGUGAUCACAGCGUAUGAAGGAAAACACAACCAUGAUGUUCCUGUAGGACGUGGGAGUGGGACCUCCCUCAACAAACCUCGACAACAACCUCAGUCAGGAGAUUUCAUGAUCACUAAUACAGCACCUAUGGUGGCGUUGAGGCCCUCAGUAUUACCCAGCUACUCAAUAAAAUAUCAAAAUCUCUUUCCUAACGUGGAUCCACAAACCUCACAGAGUCAACAACCAAUUACUUUGCAAAUGUUACAUAGACCCACGUGGAAUUUACAACACUCACAUUUGGAGAAUUCUGAUAGGUCCAUUGAAAAAGAGGAACCUAAAGAAUGAAGAACUUUUUAGGUCUUUCAUAAUAAACUA
Molecule: messenger RNA, 1768 nt
Organism: Cuscuta europaea
Lineage: Eukaryota; Viridiplantae; Streptophyta; Magnoliopsida; Solanales; Convolvulaceae
Source: the annotation of a GenBank genome assembly